AUGAAACAGCUUCUAGUUUUGUUCUAUCUUUUCGCGGUUGCUGUUUCGCAGGACUUUUUCAAGUGUUCGAAGACCGAUUUGGACUCGGAGCAGGCCCGCUUCAACCGCGCCCUCAACAUUGACCCCAACCUCUCUUACACCAAUGUGUCGGCCCUCUACGAUGCUAUUUUUGCCAUCUUCCGACAGGAUAUGAUCAAGAUUUGCGCUAACCGGCAACAAUUCCAAUUCUACCUGGGCGCCAAAUAUUCCGACUGCAUCAACCCGUACACGAUUUCUGGAUACGGGAUUUCAAACUACGAUGCGAUCAGCUACGUACAGAUCUGGAAUCGGCUAGAGUACGCGUGUGGAGGAGGAUUCCACAUCGCAGUCGCGCAAUACGGAUGCAUUCACGAAAUUACCCAAGAUGCCCCUUUUGUCAAGUGCUUCAACGACUGGAAGGCGACCACCGCCAACUUUACUGAUACGCAAAUGUACUGCGCUGCCACGUCUACUUAUAUGCAGUGCGGUUCAACAGUGGCCAAGCAGCACAGUUGCUAUAAGAAUCAGCCGACGAUCCCUUACUACCUCUGCGAAAGUGUGCGCAUGGGAAAUGCUCGACUCUGCCAAGGACUCCCGAAUCAACGUUGCUUCGUC
Molecule: messenger RNA, 633 nt
Organism: Mesorhabditis spiculigera
Lineage: Eukaryota; Metazoa; Nematoda; Chromadorea; Rhabditida; Rhabditidae
Source: the annotation of a GenBank genome assembly